Engraulis encrasicolus (European anchovy) is the source of this 2557-nucleotide messenger RNA. RefSeq lists its product as uncharacterized. Bases 1 to 2289 code for a protein of 762 amino acids. The transcript has 3 exons. The record is from RefSeq and is a predicted model, not a curated record. Gene Ontology annotation, molecular function: protein binding. NCBI's taxonomy places the organism in Eukaryota, Metazoa, Chordata, Actinopteri, Clupeiformes, Engraulidae. Gene Ontology annotation, cellular component: plasma membrane.
AUGGAGACAGGUAAGAUGUUGCACUUCAUUCUUCUCAUUGGGCCGUGGUGGAUCAGUGAUCAGAUGGCCCAGGCCAGUCCAGUCCACCACCUCUGCAAAUGGAACCUUCUGGAGAACCCAAUUGAGUCUGGUGAGGAGGAACCUGCUGCAAAUCACGGCUAUCGAGUGAACUGCUCAGGACUGGCUCUCAGGUCCGUGCCUUCUUCAAGCCUCCACUCACUCGUUAAAAUCCUGGAUCUGAGUUACAACCUUAUCACUGUGAUCGAGAGGGCAGACUUCUGUUGUCAUCACACCCAGCUCAUCCUCAGCCACAACUCCAUUGAGAAGAUUGAUAACGGGGCUUUCUCCCGUCUACACCAGCUGCUGGGGCUGAACCUCAGCAGCAACGCUCUUCGGGGUGUGACGGAGCGGAUGUUUCAGGGACUCAGGAAGCUCAGCGUGCUUGACCUGCGACACAACCAGCUGCAGUGGAUCCAUAAAACAGCCUUUGCCGACCUGCCACAGUUGGAGGCCUUGUGGCUUCAGGGGAAUAACAUUCGAACUGUCCCAGGCGGUGAGAGUUACAUGUCUACGAUGGUUGAUUUAAGAUCAAAUCAUCUGAGGGGGCUUGAUGACAUCACCGUGAGGCAGCUGUGGGAGCGGGGAGUCGACCUGCGUUUCCAUGGCAACCUCUUCAGGUGUGACUGUGGAUCUGAGCAGACGAGAAAGGGUUCAGUGUGGCUGACCGACGCAGUACUGUGCCGGGAGAAAUGGACUCGUUACUUCGUGGAGAGGGAGGAUGAGUCUCAGCGUGGAGAGGCAGCAAAUCUGAGGGUCCACACCACAGUCACUCUCAAUGGCGUUCUGGGGACGUCUCUGACCAUACCUUGUGGGGACAACUACAAUGGGGUGCUGAUGUACUGGAAGACACCUGACAAGUGGUUGAAAAGCCGAAUUUCCUGUGAAAGCCACAGUGACUUAAGGUGCUCCUGCGAUGGCAGUGUGACAAUACUGAACGUCACUUGCGACAACACGGGGCUUUAUUACUGCUUCCUGGAGGAAAAUCAUCAAAGGGUCAUCAUUCCAUACAGAGUGUCCACGCCGAGCAACUGUCACUCCUCUCUACCUAGUAAGCCAAGGCUGACCAGAGACGUAAGAGUUCAGCCACGAGAAGAGACAGUUACCGAGGGUCACUUCACAGCUGUAGUGGCAUCAUCAGUGGUACUGACCUUUGUUGUGGGGUUGGCACUGGGAGCGUUGAGCAGCCCCUGUCUAAGCAGCUGCCUGCAGAAAGCCAAGGCACGCUUCAGACGUCCAGGCCGCAACCGCAGCCCGACAACCCCCGAGGAGGAGGAGGAGGACAACAAUCAGAUCUCCAUGGAGGCGAGCUCAGCUGGGUUCACCAGCUUUGUGACCAAUGGGAUCUCCUCCUCAGAUGCAGACGACGGUAAUGGUAGUGCAAGCGUGACUCCCUCUCCUCCAGUCAAAGCUCCCAGGAGCUUCCGCUCAAAGGUGAGGCAGGAGGAGAGUAAGCCCAUUCCUGAGGGAGGGGAUGUUGGUACCCAAGACGGUUCCACGGAUACGCCUCCAGCUGAUGACGGGGACCAGCAAGCGGAACCAUCUCCAGCUGAUAGACUUCAGGCCGGAGAAGCAGAACAGCCAGGAGAGAGUCGUCCACCUCCAGCUGAUGCUGAUGGAUCCCAGAAUGGAUCCUCAGAUACAUCACACGCUGAUGGAGAUUCGGAAACAGAGACAAUCACGACAGGAGAUAAUCUUCCACAAUCAGCUGACGAUCAGACAGGAGAAGAAGCACAAGAAAAAACCUCACCUUCAUCUGAUAGUGAUGGAACCCAGGACACAACCUCAGAUACGUCACAAGCGGAUGGUGACCGCACCCAGGACGCAUCCUCAGAAAUAACACAAGGUGAUGAUGAUCAAACACCGGCAGCUAACCCACCAGGAGAAGAUGAUGCGCCUAAACCGCAGGACCAGGUAGCACCUAGGCCAGCGAGGCGAGGCCGGGUGAUCAGGCUCUACAACUACGACGAAGAGGGUCAACCUUACGGCCACAUCAAGGAACCAGAGGGGGCCAACACAGGUGCACCGAGGCCGAAGCAGAGGACGCGGUCUCUGAACCGCCUGAGUGCCAUCAUGAGCUCUGUGGAGGCCCUGGAUGUCAGCACCAGCCCACGUCAGCAGCCCACAGAGGAGGAGGCAGAACUAGGCCAGACAAGUGACGCAGAGGAGGAUUCGGUUGGUGGAAGGCUGCAUGUAGAUUUAGAGGUGCAGAAUGUAGAUUUAGAGGUCUAAGAGACUAUGAGUUGCACUAAUGGUAAUUAGUGGCAGCUAUGGCCUAUUGUUUAGGAUGGUUGAAGGUUUGAAUUGCAUAUGAGCGAACCAUGAGUAAGAGGAAUUUGGGUGGGAGAGUAUCAACUAAAGCCACACCGCAUAAGGGCCGAGCAGUGUUGCCAGAUGGAAAAUGCUGAAUUAUCGUACAAAAUCCUCAAAAUUAUAAUUUUUGGGAGGAAAUUAUCGUACAAGAGCCAAAUUGUUGUUUCAAGGCAUCUAAGUGAACUGA